This is a messenger RNA of Oldenlandia corymbosa var. corymbosa, 717 nucleotides long. The record is from the annotation of a GenBank genome assembly. Lineage: Eukaryota; Viridiplantae; Streptophyta; Magnoliopsida; Gentianales; Rubiaceae.
AUGCUUUCUCUGCCAACAUUGGCACCCAUCACCGUUCGUCGUCCUCCUUAUUACCACAAAAACCACAUUCGGCAUCAAAUCCAUUACGUCGAGCCGCCAAAGGAGAACAACGGCAUCAAUUGUCGAACAACCAUCUUCACUAAAAUUGAACUUCCUCUGAACAAGAAGAAAACAAUCGCCGAAUUUUUCAAGAGAACCUUGCGAGAUGUUCCACUGCGACUUGAGAGCAAGUCAUUUCUUGAGAAGAUGACUUUCGUUGAGCAUACUGUGACUUUUUUCUUGCCAAUACGUAAAGCAGAAAAUGAAUACCUUUGUUCUAAUGCUCUGGUGCACCUUAUUAAGGAACUGUACGGAAAUCAAAUAGAGCUUUAUAAUAGUCUUCCACACCACACUUGGUUGAAUUCGUCAUUAAUGAUUACAAUUGAUGUGGCUUCUUUUCUGCGUAAAGUGACUAGUGAUUCUCUCACAACGACAAUGGUAAUGAGCAAGAGUACUAAUAAGUUCAUUCUAGAACGGAUGUCUUAUGCAGAGGACGCAUUAGAAAUAAUGAGUUUACCAGAAGAUGAACCUGAUGUUUCUUGGGUCAAUUACUUUGUGAAAGAAGUUCCAUCUGGAAACGCUGGGCAACUAUUUAGCUUAGAGCAGAAGCGUAAUAGAGCGUUCAAUGACAUUAUGCCAUCUUGGAUUGAUCAACUGUACAUAGAGCCGGACAUAUAG